GCUGCAUUUUGACCUCCACUGUUCCUGCCCAAUCUAAUCCAAUCUACAUACCACCCAGGCUGCUUUUAUAUCCAUUCUGCUAAAGCUGCUACCCAAUACUUUCUGUUUCAUACUCUCAGACUGGUGCUGCAUUUCUCUGAUUUGAUUGCGCAGAGGGUGAAAUGGCCCUUUCUGCUCUAAGAUCUCCGACUGUUUCUAGUCAGUUUUCUCUGCACAAAUAUGGCAAAUUGUACAACAGACCCACAUUGUCCCAUUGGAAUUCUAUUCACAAAUGCAGAAGGCAAUUUCAAUCAAAAUGCAGGGCUCUAAGAUGGGAAACGGAUUCCUCAAUUACUCAUGAAAGUCAGCCUAAAGAGUUUGAUGGGGAUCUUGACUCUCUGGUUACCAUGACUGAAGCAGAAGAAGAAGACACAAGUAUUGAUGAAAGGGAAAGCAUUUCUAAGCAGAAUGAGAAUGAGACGCUAAUGCUUUCAGUUGCCCCUCUGUCUUAUCUCGUUCUUGCUGCACUUCCUGGUGCUGACACUAUUAGGUCUGUUUUUGGACCAUUUGCGGAAUUGGUGAAGACAUGGAAUUUGCCAGAUUGGCUUGUUCAUUGGGGUCAUCCAGGAAAUAUGGCUGUGGUGCUGUUUGCUAUGGGAGGUUAUGGCUCUUAUUUGGGUUGGCAAAUCCGCCUAUCAGAUGAUGUGGAAGUUAAAGCCAAGGCAAAGGAUUUACAUCCUAAGCUCCUAGCAGGUAUGUUUUUUUUCUUUGCUCUUGGAGCCACUGGUGGAAUCACUUCCCUUCUGACUUCAGACAAGUCCAUUCUUGAGAGUCCCCAUGCAAUUACAGGUUUGAUUGGCCUAUCUCUCCUCACAAUUCAGACAAUUUUGCCAGCUUUGUUUGAAGGCAAUCCAAAUCUUCGUAAUGUACAUGGGUUUUUAGGCAGUGGAAUUAUGACGCUGUUUUUGAUACAUUCUGUUUUAGGUCUGCAAUUGGGUCUUAGUUUCUGAUGAUGUUCUGCAUGGAAGAAGUCGUCAGCGCGAUUAUUCAUAAUCUGAGUUAGAACCAGAAUAUUGCCUAGUGCUGUAAUGAUGGGAGAUCAAUGUAUUUUUUAUUUUAUUUUUAUGAAUAGGUAUUUUCAUUAAUAUCUAAAUAUUUUUUAUAAAGUUUUAGAAUAGCUUAGAGGAUUUGUUCCCAUUUGAAUAGUAGAUUGUAAUUACAAAUUCUGAUUACAAAGAAAUGUUAUGAAUUAUCACCAUCAUUUUAGA
Cryptomeria japonica (Japanese cedar) is the source of this 1247-nucleotide messenger RNA. RefSeq lists its product as uncharacterized. NCBI's taxonomy places the organism in Eukaryota, Viridiplantae, Streptophyta, Pinopsida, Cupressales, Cupressaceae. Gene Ontology annotation, cellular component: membrane. The record is from RefSeq and is a predicted model, not a curated record. The transcript is spliced from 7 exons. Bases 162 to 989 code for a protein of 275 amino acids.